UUGGCCGAUGGUGCGCUUACAAAACGCCGGUUUUUCGGCGGACGCGUUCGCCUUCGCUUUCGCGCUCCUCAAACAUCCAAAACCCCGCACACACAGAUACUCACCCACUCACACACACACUAAUAAUACAGUCGGUUGGGUGGGGAAGGUGAAAGUGCAAUAAGAAAGUGCAGCGGGGUGAGGGGGCGGGAAAGUGGCCGAAAUGCCGUGCAGCACUCUAAAGCCAACUUUAGCAAUUGGAUGGCGUUAUUUUUGGAUUAAGCAGCGCCAAAUUGUUACAAACGAACGAACAACGACCGACAUUUAACGAUUAACAUUAAGACCAACUGAAGUAGGGGAAAGUGCUUAGGAUUCUAUUUUACGCAUCGCCCACAUACCGCCAGCAAAGAAGAACAACAAAUGAAAACUCGAUAAGCUGAUAAACUAAGUCCAGUGGAAGAUUUUAAAAAAUAUUUUUUAUCAACAAUAUUUUCGAAAAACUUUCAAAGACAUUCGAAGCAGUAGCAGUAGAAAGCUGCAAGGCAAACAAAAGGCAGGCAACAAGCAACAAGCGAAGUUAAACAUUGCCAAAGGAGCAACUCGAUUGCGCAGGAAGAAGCAGUCCACAGAGGAAACAAACAUCCUUGCAACAUGGCCGCCCUACAACGGAAGCUGGUGCACAAGCAGUUCAACUCGCCCAUGGGCCUCUAUUCCCAGGAGAACGUGAAGGCCACCUUGAACCGCGAGCUGAAAGCCUUCGGCGGCGAGGGGAUUGAAGUCGACGAGCAAAUAACGAAGCCCCUGAACUUGGCCAACUCGGCCGUUCUGCGCGCCGUCGAAGAGGAAGAACAACAAGCCAAAUGUGGGGACUUGCCCCGCAAAGAUUUCUACCCCAUUGAAAGGCAGAGCCGCCCGCGUCAGCGAGGCGAGGUGGAUGCACUGCAUCACACGCUGCACCAGCAGCUGCUCAACCAGAUCAAAACAGACUAUCUCAGUCACCAGCAGGACAUCACCAUCGACCGGGACACGGUGCUGAAAAUCAACCGCCUGGCCACCAAACGCCAUCUGCUCAAGCGCGAUCACAGCUGGCCUCCAGCUGAGCAGGAUCAACCGUCCAUCAGUGCCGAACAGAGCCAUCAGAUCUCCUGCAGUCCCUCGCACAGUAUUGAGGCUCUGCGGGAGAAGUUCCAGAGUCCCACCCUGGUCAUCGAACCCACCGCCAAAGAAGUGAGGGAGCAGCGACGACGGGACGGAGAUGGUGGCUCCAAGGAGCGCUCCAAAACACCCCAAAAGGUCACCGAAGAACGCCACCUGGCGGAGGUGUUCCAUCAAACUCCCGUAUCGAAGGGCUUCUCCGCUCCCGAAACCAAGGCAGCCGAUGUGGACUUGGGUUUGGUGGCUCCGCGAUGUGAGUACUACGAGCAGUUGGCCCACAAAAGGUCCACCACACCAACUCUGCCCGCUCCAAUCAGUCCAUAUAGGCCAAGAUACAAGAGGCAGGCUUAUUCCCUGGAUCGUGGCCGCGCCCGGAAGCGGACAGUGGGUGCUCCGGAGUUGCCGCCACCCAAGCCGAGAACCGCAAAGCCGAAAGUCCAGCGGCGGUGCAUAAAACUGGCCACCGAGGUGAAGAUCUCGUAUGGCCACGACGGCGACAGCGAGGAUGAGCCCAAUUCUGGUCAAGAUGUGGACUUGGAGACCUUGCCGCUGCCACCGACACCGGUGCAGCCAGCUGCCGUGAAUCUCAAUCAAGCGCAGACAGCGGGGCGAAUGGUAAUUGACAAGCUGGCAGUUAAGGAGCAGCAGCAGAUGGCUCUGGCUUUGGCCACAAAUGGGUGCAUCAGUCCGCUUAGUUCGAAUCCGAAUCCGAAUCUGAGUCCGUUGGCCAGCACUCGCAUUGUGCCCAUUCGCGUGGAGGCAUCGACGGAGCAGCUCAAGCUGAGUGCCCAGCAGAUCUACGACGACGCCUGUUCGUAUCUGCAGGAUCACCAGGAGAUGGAGGACAUCCAGCAGCGACCCGCCAGUCCCACCUAUGUGAGUGCCACCGGCGGGAUUAAGUUGCUCCAGCGGCAGUCGAGCAGUACGCCAACCACUCCGAUUCCACCUCCCCCUCCUCCGCCGGUAAUGCGAUCCAAGUCUGUCCAGGAUUCGCAGGCCAAGGACAAGCAGACCAAAAGACAGGGUCGCAUCUACAAUCUGGAGACCACCACGGAGAAGCAGCAUGAGGCGCAUGUGGAAAUUGCCCAAUUGGAGGCAAAGUAUGCCCACAUCCAGCAAUCCAUAGCGGAGCACCUGCUCCAGAUCGAUGCCUACAUGGAGAAUGCCAAACAGGCGCUGCAGAGGAGUGCGCACACCACACCAGUAUCAACUCCGGCCCCAAUACCGACACCACCACCACCUCCUCCUCCGCCGCCACCAGCACCACCAGCACUGCCCGCCAGACCCCUCAGUGCGGCGUCCAACGAGUCCUGGGACAUCUUCGCCCAUCGCCAGUCACCCAUUUUGGCCGUGGAAAGUCCACUGCAGGCGAUUCUCCGCCAGAUUUACACCCGGGCAGCUGGCUUACCCAAAAGGCUUUCCAAAGAGAUUAAGGAGGAUGCCGACGCCGAGGAGGAGGAGGCAUCACUUACUGAGAACGUGCCCAUUGUGGAGCGGGCUCUGGAGGAUCUGCACAAGAUUGCGGUGGCACUGGAGCAAAAACCGGAACCCGCGAAACUCAUGCACGUAGAACUCCGGACAGCGCCAGCUGUCUCUGAAGCGGAGCACGUAGUCAUCAAGGACGAGGAACAGGACGCGGAGCAGGACGCGGAACAGGACGCGGAGCCGGACGUGGACAUGGAGUACAGACACGUAUCGGAUGUAAUUGCCAACUAUGAGCAGUUGGCCAAAAAGGAGUACGAGGAGUGGAAGGAGGAGCAGGUGGUGAAAAGCGAGGAGCUCCUGCCCAAAACCGAGUUGAGAAAGGCAAUAGAGGAGCAGCUGGCCAAAAAAGGAUUAAGGGAAGGUAAAAAGGUACUUGAAGGGGAGGAAAAACCACUUACCAAACUGGCUGUUGAAAAGGAUGCGAAAAAGGAUGCCAAUGCAGUGUCACCAGCCAAAAAGGAGUUGCGGGAAGACAAGCCAGCCAUCAAAAAAGAGAGUGGAAAAGAUUUGGAUGCAAGUGAAAACAAAACACAUCUUACGAAGGAAGCAGAAGUGGAGGAAAAGGACCUAUCCUGCGGCCAUGGAGAUUCCUCAGUCUACUGCCCAGUCUGUGAUGAAAUGCGCUGCUCACCAAACACCUGGGGAAAACUGAGCAAGGCCGAUCAAUGGCGGAUUGCCAAUCUGCACAACGAACCCUUGAAGAACUACAAAGCCACCUACGAGAUACGCAGUCCGUACAUCUCGCGGCAGAUCUCCUGGGAGGACAUGCAGUCCGCCAAGGAGAAUGUGCCGCCCGAGAAACUGCAACGUCAGCGGAGUUUCGUGGAGAUUGUGACCACACCAGCCACCGAAUCUCCGCCGCCAUCGCCGCCACCGCCUCCACCGCCACCGAAGCAGUUGGCCCUGCAGAAACCGGAAACGGAAGUAGCAUGGGAGCGAAGUCGCUCGCCCAGUCCGCUGCCAUCUCGCAAGUAUCCCGCUCCACUCAUAGAAGCACCACAGCGCUCCAGCUCUCCCUACGGCCUCAAUUCCGUCCGCUCGAAAGCCACACCAUCGCCCGUUAAUCUGCCGGCGAAGUUCUCGCAUGUGCCGCAACUGGAAGGCCACAAUAUUGGACUGCUGGUGAAGACGGCCACGGAGCCACUGCAGCAGAGCAUGUCGGCAUCCUCUUCACUGCUGGCUGCCACGCCCCCGUCCACGCCCCGUUCUGCGGCACAGCCCUCGCCCUUCGAGUUCCCCAGUCUCGGUCUCGAGUCGGCGGAGCUGCACAAGUUCAAAUCCCUGGCCUCCAUGGACGAGGUGCAGCGAGAUUUCGGCGUUAACCGAUCCUUCGACAAUGUAUCACCACGUCCAUAUCUGGGUAUUGAAGGCUACAAGCGUGUGGCCUGGCCACCGGCCUCCGAGGAGCGGAUCAUCCGGGAGUUCACCCCCCAGCCGCAGACCCAGAGUCCGGCUCCCGGCGCCGGAGGCUACUAUCCCCAGGCCCACGCCCCCAGCACAGCAGCGGCUGCCGCGCCACCUCAGCAGCAGUACGGUGCUCCGUCUUACGAUGGCCAGCAGCAGCAGCAACCUGCAGCACAGUGGCAGCAACAGCAGCAGCAGCAAUAUCAGCCUCAAUCGCAGGCUCAGGCGCCCUAUCAGCCAGCACAGUGGAACCAGCAGUCGCAGCCGCAGCAGCAGCCAUCGUACCAGGCUUCACCGUACCAACAGCAGCAGCAGCAACAGCAGCAGCCAUCCUAUUACCCACAGCAAAACGGUGGCGCGACCUUUGCUCAACCCCAAUACAAUUCUUAUUCGCAGCCCCAGUUGCCCUACUCGCAGGAUCAGACUGAUCUGCAACAGCAGCAGCAGUAUCCGGGAGCCUUCGCUGGCCAGGAUAGCUACCGGGGCACCAGUCCCGGCAUCAUCACCCUGCGCAAGGAGGCUCCAGUCAGCCAGCAGCCAGCGCCAGUCUACACUUCGCAGCCUGCCGCCGUCAGUUAUCAGGGAGGCAGCAAAUUGCGCGGAGAUUUGAAGUGGCCACCACCGGAGUACAAGGAGGCAGCUGCUCGCGAGAACGAGGAACGACGCCAGUUGGCGUUGGGCCCCGUCUGCCGUCCCAGGCGCAUCAACCGGGACUACACACCCUUCUUUGCCAAGCACCAGUUGAACAAUGGCUAUCCCAGCUACAAGGUGCCCCCAGGCACCCAGCACAUGUUCGGCUAAGUUUGGGAAGGAGACUUUAAGAUGCCAAUAGCAACAGCACGAAAAAAUUCAAUGGAACCCACUUCAUAAUAAUACUGAAAACGAUCAUGUCUAUGUUACUAAAACGAAUCACUAACGAACCAAGCAACCAAUCUAUAUAUUAGGAUAUAUACAAUUGUUAUACUAAUCUCAAAUGACCACUAACGACGCCAUAUAUAUACUACACAUAUAUUACGAAACGAACCCAUGAUAGGUGAAUGCAAUACUACAGCAGGUGUGACACCAACCCGUGAAUCAUCUUCAAUAUUUUCUAUAUAAUAGUUGCUCGAUGAUUCAACGAUCAGAUGGCACUUAGUUAUGAUAAUACUAAUGAUGAUUCGUGGGCUUGGAAGCCUGGAUGAAGUCCGGAUGCCCAAACGGGGCGAUGGAUAACGAAACUCUCCAUGUACCCAUACUAUAUACACAUAUUUGGAGCAUGUGCAUAUAGUAUGGCAUAGAUAGGAGACCAGAACUAUAUGCUAAGCCAUAUAGUUGUAGAUACUAAGAUGAUUGUUAAAACUGUUAACUAGCAAAUGAAAUGGAUACGAUGCGACCCAAGACGGAAAAAUGAUAAUGAGAUUGAACCUUGUCUUAGAUUUAAGAGCACUACUAAACUAUUUAUUGUGAGCAUAUUCUAUUUAACGCAGAUCCCGUGCGGCGAUGAGCUCAAGGUAUCAGCUUGGGGCAACCACAUUCACUAAUUGUAAAUUGUAAGAUGAUGAGUUGCCCGAUUUCAAGGCACAUCCUUUGGAGCCGCUCGCACGGGAUUCUCAAUGUUUAUGGUUUGAGUUUGCAUGCUUUUUGCUUAUAUCUAUACUAUAUGCACAUAUAUAUAUAUGAAUUUACCUUGACAUUGUUAAACUGCAAAUUAUAAAAAAACCGUCAAUUAUCCCGCUAAAAGUAAGUUAUACAAGAGAUUAGGCCACCGCGCCGAAACAAAUCUGUGAGUUCCAAGAAGGCCAUUCAAGGACAAUAUAUUCAACGAGCUCGUUCGGAUCAUCACCACCCCCCAAGAAUGCCCCAUCAGUCCCCCUCCAUCCGCCCGAGGUCGGCGCUUUAGUCCGCCCGCUGACCCCGGGCAAUAAUAUGAGGAUGCCUUUGCCUGCUGGACGAGCAGCCGCGGACUCAGUGCCCAGAUCUUGGCGGAUGGAGCGGGGAUGUGGCCGGGUCGAGGCUGGAGAACGGGCCAAAAACUCUCAGACUUUACCAAUUACUACUAUGACCAGCAAUGUCUAUACGCAACUACACUACGAUGUAUAACUAAUACGAAAUGAGAAACUAAAUAAACGGCAAGUUUUGAAUACUCGCGACGAGAAGAA
This is a messenger RNA of Drosophila teissieri, 6161 nucleotides long. Its product is annotated as mediator of RNA polymerase II transcription subunit 15. The coding region runs from base 631 to 4824 and encodes 1397 amino acids. The transcript is spliced from 8 exons. Gene Ontology annotation, molecular function: transcription cis-regulatory region binding; nuclear receptor activity. The record is from RefSeq and is a predicted model, not a curated record. Gene Ontology annotation, biological process: regulation of transcription by RNA polymerase II. Lineage: Eukaryota; Metazoa; Arthropoda; Insecta; Diptera; Drosophilidae. Gene Ontology annotation, cellular component: aryl hydrocarbon receptor complex; nucleus.